Messenger RNA from Nomia melanderi (Alkali bee), 774 nucleotides. The record is from RefSeq and is a predicted model, not a curated record. Lineage: Eukaryota; Metazoa; Arthropoda; Insecta; Hymenoptera; Halictidae.
CAGCAGCAGCAGCAACAACAACAACAGCAACAACAACAGCAACAACAACAACAACAGCAGCAGCAGCAGCAGCAACAACAGCAACAACAGUCGCAGCAACAGACUCAGCAACAAUCGCUACCGCCCGCGUAUACUCCGGCGAAUAACGUUGGCACAGCGACCGGUAACAACAUUAACGUAGGUGUUCCGGUAGGUGUACCGACCACGGAACCGCCAAGCUACGCGACGACGAUGCAGGCAUUGGCAGCGCAACGAGGAAUACAUCAUCCGCUUCCGCCCCCUCCGUACGGAACACCGACCGCGGAGGAGCCCAGUGGUAUAGCAACAGUAGAAAAUAACACGACGCUGAGGUCGUCUCCGGUUGCGCAUCAUCCUCCGUUGCAAAGAAAGUAUUCACCCGCGGAUAAUUGUCAACACCCAACGGAUACUUCGUCCCUGCCCCCGGUAACGUCGACCUGUCACACCAGUAGGAGUAACAAUAACAGUAGCAAUAACAACGCCGGUAGCAACAAUGCCGGUUGCAAUAGCAACGGUAGCAAUAACGGUACCGCUACGGUUCCCACUAUAGUCUGUACACAUAAUUCUAGCAUCUCCACUACCGCGACCACCACCACCAUCACCACCGCCAACACCAACGUCAACACCAACACCAACAUGAACGCGAACACCAAUAACCAUAUCAACAGCAACACCAACACCAAUACGAACGCCAACACGAACACCAACACCAACACCAAUGUCGGUAUCAACGCGAACACUAACAACAACAACACG